CAAUCCCUUAUUCGAUUGCAAUUAUUGGGCUUUUGAAGUUUAGAAAAAAGCCCAAUAACUAUGUCGGUUUCUUAUGGGAUCCCUAAAAAAUAAUGUGUUGGGGUGUUUCUGGGAUAAAGAGAUUUUAUUUUCUUAUACUCAUUCAUUCUGAUUUACUAACUUUCUCCUGCAUCGAAUCUCUUGUUUUCAUCGAAUUUCAUUCACGAUUCAAACAUAAACCCUAAUUUGGCGAAUCACACUUUAUCAUAAAUGGUUAAUAUUAACUUCCAUGUCACGUCUUCCUGAUUGUGGUUAAUUUGAUAGAUUCCAAAGAAUGGAGGACGUCAUGAUGAAUGAGGUUGCAAAAGACAGUGAGAGCUCCAGUGUUAGGGCACUCGCUGUGGCUCUACCAUCGCCGGGAAAUGAAAGCUCUGCACCAACUGACCCGCCUCAUGAACCAUGGCCAGUCUAUAACCCAACUUACGUUUCACACGACUGUGGAGCACUUUACGCCAACACGUCACCAUGUUAUUAUGACUUUGUACCAUCGGCGCGGCCGAAAUCAGAAGGACGUUGCGAUGCUCCUUCUUUCUCGCCGACAACACCAAAUUACGCUCCCCCUCCCCCCGGCCGCAUCGACCCCGCUGUUGCCACUAUGUUCUAUGGUCCUAUUGGUGAACAAAAUCCGAGGGAGGUUUGGCAUGGGGAGAUGGGCAUUUUUGGUAGAAUUGGGCUUGAUUGCUACAAUCUGCAAAAGGGGACAAACUUACAAUAUUUGGGUCUACAUGAUUCAAUGUUUACCGGAGUAUUUGCUCACCAUAUAACAGCGGCGGCAAAGGAUCCAAUACGCAAUUCCAAUUGCAAGGUUGAAACAAAUGUCUGGUUUAGAAAGAAGAAAGAUUGCUUCACUCUACAUACAAACCGCUGCAGAAUGGUUCCGCCAGCUCCAGCUGAUGACUACAUGGGUGACUAUGAUGAAGGCAACCAUGAAGCAGAACUUGGGAUGCCCGACAAGUGGUUGCCUGAGGAUGCGCUAACGGGCAGUAAUAAGCUGCAAUACUACGAGAUGAAAGAGUCAGAGGUGGAACAAGAGAAAGAACGGCUUCUUCUGUACGCGGGUUUCGCCUUGUUCGCCGACUACCUACAGUACACGGGAAAGGUCCUUGAGCUGGGAAAGGUGAUUGUGCAAACCAGUGAAGCUGUCGAGUCGAAGGUGAAGGCGAAGAAUGCAAUCUUCUAUGUAAGCUUCAACAUUGCCGGCUAUGAUCUAGUAACGUUCAAUGGUAUCGUAAGGAGAGGAACGGAUGGAGGGCCAGAUCGUUUUACCUAUGAAGCCAAGUGUUUCAUGGACGCAAGGCAGUAUCGUUGAGUCCCUAUAAUAUGUAUCAAGAAGUAUAUUAUCGAACCUAUGGCUACGUCUUAUUUGCUUAAUCUUUUAAUUAAUUUCUUACUGAGACAAUGAGAGUUUUAAGGUAAGUAACGUUUGACGUGAGAGAGACUCCCCACUCCCCAUAUAUAUUAGUAUGUAUCUCUCAGAUGGUGGCUACGUCUUAUUUGCGUAAUGUUUUACUAAGUUUUAAACCGGUCUUUUUUCAUAGGCUCUUUAGCUCUUAUUUGCUUGAUGUUUUGCUGAGAUAAUGAGAGUUUUAAACCGGUCGAUAGAUUGAUGAUAUGUGAAAUAAAUUGAAUGAUAACAUUGUUUUUAUUCCAGUUGACGUGUCAAUUUCUAAUAUGAGCCCUUUAUAUUAAUUUGC
Molecule: messenger RNA, 1733 nt
Organism: Thlaspi arvense
Lineage: Eukaryota; Viridiplantae; Streptophyta; Magnoliopsida; Brassicales; Brassicaceae
Source: the annotation of a GenBank genome assembly